CGUUAUCUCGCUCAGCGCUCUCUCCUGCCCCCUGUAGGCCGGUGUAAUCGAUCGCCGAGCAGUGGAUGCCUGCAGUGGCGUGGCCGCCUCUCGCGCUCGGCGCUCGGCCAGUCGGGUCUGUUUCGUUGUGUGGCGGGCUCCGGGCUGCGUGCUGCUUUGCUGAGGACCACCAUGGCCGAGUCAGCCGAUAAACUGUACCGCGCCGAGUAUGCCAAGAGCGGCCGCGCCUCCUGCAAGAAAUGCUCGGGGAACAUCGCCAAGGAGACCCUGCGGCUGGCCAUCAUGGUGCAGGUACGGAGCGGGGGCCACAGGGGCCACAGGGACUGCAACCAGGGGCCACAGGGACUGCAACCAGGGGGGGGGCACACACUGCAACCAGGGGCACAGACACUGCAACCGGGGCCACAGACACUGCAACUAGGGGCCACAGACACUGCAACCGGGGCCACAGACACUGCAACCAGGGCCACAGACACUGCAACCGGGGGCACAGGCACUGCAACCAGGGGGGCACACACUGCAACCAGGGGCCACAGACACUGCAACGGGGCACAGACACCGCAACCAGGGGCCACAGACACUGCAAAUCAGCCACAGGCACUGCAACCGGGGCACAGGCACUGCAACCAGGGGGGUACAGGCACUGCAACCAGGGGGCACAGGCACUGCAACCAGGGGGGCACAGGCACUGCAACCAGGGCCACAGACACUGCAACGGGGGGCCACAGACACUGCAACCAGGGCCACAGACACUGCAACCAGCCACAGACACUGCAAACCGGGGCCACAGACGCUGCAACCAGGGGGGCCACAGGCACUGCAACCAGGGGGGCCACAGGCACUGCAACCAGGGGGCACAGGCACUGCAACCAGGGGGGCACAGACUGCAACCAGGGGGGGCAUGACACUGCAACGGGGCACAGACACUGCAAACGAAACACAGACACGCAACCAGGGGCCACAGACACUGCAGCCAGAAUACAGACACUGCAGCCAGGGGCCACAGACACUGCAGCCAGGGGCCACAGACACUGCAGCCAGGGGCCAGACACCGCAACGGGCACAGACACUGCAACGGGGCACAGACACCGCAGCAAGGGGCACACACGCAACCAGGGCCACAGACACUGCAACCAGGGGGCACAGACACUGCAACCAGGGGCCACAGACACCGCAGCAGCUACAGCUAGUGCAAGGGGGGGGGGCACAGGGCCCACAGCUAGUGCAAGGGGCACAGGGCCAGCAGCAAGGUAAGGUAGGGGCCACAGGCCUGGAACAGCUACUGCGAGGGGGGCUAGGGGCCACAGCUACUGCGAGGGGGGCUAGGGGCCACAGCUAUUGCAAGGGGUGGGGGGGCCACAGCUAUUGCAAGGGGUGGGGGGCCACAGCUAUUGCAAGAGGUGGGGGGCCACAGCUACUGCAAGGGGGGGGCACAGGGUCAAGGGCCACAGCUAGUGCAAGGAAGGGCUAGGGGCCACAGCUAGUGCAAGGAAGGGCUAGGAGCCACAGCUAGUGCCAGAGUGAUCCCAUGCCUAGCCCCUGUGCCAGUGAUGCCCAAGCGGUGUGAUACCCAUGCCAAUCAGAGUGAUGCCCAUCCACCAACAAUAACUGGUCUCAAGGCAUUGCACUACUCCUGCACAUUUUUCACUAGUUAUCUUUUAUCUCUCCAUACAGCAGGGAGGUUAAUGGCUGGCAUUCUAGCUGGUGCAGAUUUAUUUGCCCAUUACGCUGUAACUUCUGCCUUACUAUAUUUUCUGUAAGUCUCUGUGGACUGUUUUUUUGCAGUUCGAAUGGUAAUGGUUUAAUAUUCAGCAACUUAUUAUUUUGCAUCCAAAAUCCAGAAUGGAGAUUACUUGGGUUUUAUUUACUGGGUGUUUUUCUUUGUUAUUUAAAGAUGAUCACAUUUAUUUUCUGAUAUGAUUUGAUAUUGGCAUUAUAUUACUUUAUAGUGCAGCCAUAGAUCAUAUCUGUUUUAUGUCUUUUGUUGAUAUAAAGCAAAAUAAAUUAAUUUAAAAACCCAGAACAUUUUCAGGUGUUUCGGCCAUGAAUCUAGAACUGUGUGAUUUUAAGAUUUGGUUGACCGGCCCUUUUCUGCCUCUUUCAUUUGUCUCCUGCAUUCCAUCACUCCCUGUAAAGGAUUCAAUUAGUUGGCAUUGUGCUUUUAUCACACAAGAGUUCUUCCACCCCCACGUCCUGCAUAAUUUUAGUCACAUGAUUUUUGUUUUUUUUUACAUCCUUGCUGCCUGUAUAGCAGGAAUGCCCUACACAGCUUUUAUUGAACUACAACUCCCACGAUGCUCUGUGCAUGUUUGUCAUGGUAGUUUGUUUAAUAAAACAAAUUUGACUGUUGCUUCGUUCAGAUUUAAAGUCAAACAAAAUAUCUCUCCCCCAAACACAAACUCAUCCUUUAAAAUGGCUUAUCAAUAAAAAGAAAAAUCCAAGGCUGACUUCCCCAUGCCAAUACAGGAAUAAAUAUACGGUACUUAAUGGGGGGGAAAAAAACUAUAAAGGUCAGAGGCUGCUUAAUUGACAAACUCGAGAGAGGGUCAAUCCUUUUAAAAACGGCAUAUAUUAGUCUGUAUAGCAAAUAUUAAUUUUUAAAGGAACACACCAGCCUGUAAAUGAUCAUGCUUUUUAAUUGAAUAUAUAGAUGAUGCAUUAAAAUACAUUCAUUAUGACGCCCUAUAAAUAUUUGUAUCGUCAUAGGAUGAACCCGUCGUACAGAUUUUUGCUAGGGAUAACAUGAAUUUUAGCUUCGUCACACGAUAUCUGGCUCUGAAUGGGCAAGCAUUAUAAUAGAUCUCUCAUGCCCGGACAUAGUGUGAUCUCCAGGAUAAUUGGUGGUCUGGGGGCUCUGGUCAGUGACCCCUUUCCCCUCCCUCAAUGUAAUGCAGGUGAGGGGGCUAGUAUGCACUUCCAUCCCAUCCCAUGGACCGUGGGAUUGACCCCUGUAUCCAAGGCAUGUGUAGUCGAUCUACCCAUCCCCUCACCCAUAUGUAGAGGGUGACCGAUAAGAAUAAGACUGAUCUCUAUCUGUGAGGAUGUUUCACAGUCUCCCUCCAAUACCGGGAUGGAGAAUGCUCGCACUCUGGUAUAAAAAAAAAAAAACUGCAAUGAUUUCUCAUAUCGUAUGUUUCCCAGUUAUCUGACAUGGUAUGUGGCCAUAAUGGUGUCUCCUCCAAAAAUUCUAACAUGUAAAAAGUUUGUGGCCAAGUGGUAGACCCCAACUGAUCUUUUGAUCUGUCCUGAUUGGUGAGGAGGCCAGAUCACAUUUCACUUCUGCAGUGGCAUCCUGACACUGUGGGGCAAAGUAAUGGGUGGGUAGGUUGUGCUAGGCAAGAUAACAAAGAGAUUGGCAAUUACAGAAAUGGGUGGCUGCGUUAUGCUGUCUGGGCUCUGCUGGUCGAGCAGAAACAACACUGUGUUUAAACAUUGAAAUAGCAAAACGAUGUUUGCGAUGCUCUGUAUUUACCUGUAGGCCCCCGGUUCGUGUCACCAUGGGAGUAUUAAUCCCCCUGUAGUUUACAGAUAUUACAGCUGGGAGUAUAAACUAUGUGUGUAAGUAUGUACCCUGGGUAGAUUAAAUGGGACAGGUAUAUGGCAGAAAUACCGUGAGGAUGAGAUCUGUAAAAUCUAGAAGGUGUGUGUGAAAGUUACAACUGUGACGGUAGCAGUGAAGGGGUUAAUGGUUUCAUACAGGAGAGGAUAUUCUAUUCAAUAAACCAAUAAUCAGUCAGUAUAACACAAUACAGUUAUAAAAGCAGCGGUGCCGUUGGAUUUGUAGUACUCUCCCUGUAAUAGUCUACAAGUCCCAGCACGUCUGCUGACCUCGGUUGACUCCUGGAAGAAUCCUGCGCAGCCAAUCUGAAGCCUGACUCUGCUAAGUGCUGGUACUGCAUGAGAGCUUCUAUUUUGGAGUUAUUCAUUAGGACAGUGAUGCACGUCUUUGACACCCAGAUAAUUCUAAAUGUUGUUUCCCAUAGUGCCCAGCAAGCUUUAAGGUUGGCUCAGCGUGAUGGGGAAAAAUAACUGCCACAAAGAGCCAUCACAGUAUGUGGAGUCUAUUUAUAAUCUCCUUUAUUAUAUGUAGCAAGGAGGGUCUCACGGAGGGUGCAAUCUGUUAAGUAAUAAUUUAAUAAUUAGUAUUUCUGCUGGAAUGGAUGUUGUUUUCCAGAUACUGACUCACACUCUGUACCAUAGACAAAUCCCGCAUUGGCACCAAGUUAAAUUCCACCAAUUCCUGACUCAUACCGCUGUAAUAGAACAGAUAAUCUGUGAACACUAACAGAUCCCUGUUAUUCUGUCAAGGCAAAUAGUGUUAUUGAUCCUCCCAGGAAGGAAAGAUUAAAGGGACACUAUAGUCAACAGAACAACUACAGCUUAUUGUAUUUGUUCUGGUGAGUAGAAUCAUUCCCUUCAGGCAUUUUGCAGUAAACACUGUCUUUUUAGAGAAAAUGCAGUGUUUACAUUACAGACUAGUGAUGCCUCCACUGGUCACUUCUCAGAUGGCUACUAGAAGUGCUUCCUGGGGCAGUGCUGCACAGUGUGACUAACAUUCAGUGUCUCCACCCUCUGCAUAGCCACUGAACUUUCCUCAUAGAGGUGCAUUGAUUCAAAUCAUCUCUAUGAGGAAAUGCUGUUUGGACAGGGCUGUGUUUGGUUUGUACUGGCUCUGCCCAUGAUCUACCUCCUUGACCGUUUCAGCCAAUCCAGUGCUUUCCUAUGCAUUGUGACUGGCUGAGAUCACCACUUCUGAUUAUCUCAGCCAAGCGGGCAGAUCAGGGGCAGAGCCUGCACCAGCAGACUGGAAUAAAGGUAAAAUUGUACUAUAUUUUGGGGGGUAAGGGGAGGGGAAUUGGGGGAGGCUAGAUGGUGGUUUUAAAGGACAACUAUAGUGCCAGGAAAAUAUACUCGUUUUCCUGGCACUAUAGUGCCCUGAGGGUGCCCCCACCCUCAGGGUACCCCUCCCGCCAGGCUGGAUGGAGAGGAAGGGGUUAAACUCGCCUCUUUCUUUCUCUUCGGCUGAAUGCGCAUGCGCGGCAAGAGCUGCACGUGCAUUCAGUCAUUCCAUAGGAAAGCAUUCACAAUGCUUUCCUAUGGACGCUGGCAUCUUCUCACUGUGAAAAUCACAACGAGACAGCCACUAGAGGCUGGAUUAACCCUAUUAUAAACAUAGCAGUUUUUUCCCUAGCUGGACCUGGCACCCAGACCACUUUAUUAAGUGGUCUGGGUGCCUAUAGUGGUCCUUUAACUCUAUAUGGUCAGGAUUACAUGUUUGUGACUCCAUAGUGUUCCUUUAAUACAUGUUAAAAGACAGCUAAGCAAAUCUCUUCCAACAUGGAGACUUAGUGGGACAACCAAAAAAAAACCAAAACACUUUUCAUGGUUGGUUUCUCAUGGGCCUUACAUUUAUGUUGUGUAGAUGCUUUUUUGAAUGCUGGUUUUCUGCAUGGGCAGCAAUAAUCUCUGCAAUAAAUCUGGAUUACUGGAUUAUUGCUGAGCAGAAAGUAGACAUUACGUAGUUCUUAAAAGGGGGGGGUUUGAUGCAUUUUCGUGGGUGCUAUUAAUUCUAAACUGUCUUGUGUUAAUGUGUGAAAGUGGUUAUGUUCAUUGCUACGUGUCACUCGAGAUGCACGCAAUUUGUGUUUAUCAAGUUCAGUGGUGGCCAAGCUUUCCUAAAAGGCUGAGCCUUAUGGGAAGUGUAGAUCAGAAACACCUUUGGUACCGGGGCUAGCAUUCCCUAAUUUAUAUUAACCUCAACCUUUUUUAAUUAAAUAUUUUGUUUCGUGAUAGGAUGUGUAGAUAAUGAACAUUGACAUUGCACCAAAGUCUGUAAGGGCAAGAUAAUGGAUUAAUAGAAUAUAUUGUUUUUCAUAGAAUUAAUCCUCGCCUUCUCAUCCUUCCUUCUAUCUGCAGUCUCCAAUGUUUGAUGGGAAGGUACCACACUGGCAUCAUUAUGCCUGUUUCUGGAAGAGAGCACGGGUAGUAUCCCACGGAGAUAUUGAUGGUUUUACUGAGCUACGAUGGGAAGACCAAGAACAGAUUAAGAAGGCCAUAGAAACAGGGGGAGCAACAGCAGGUAAUUUCUGGUGACCUUGCAGGGUGUGUGCGGGCUACAUUUACUGUUGGCUGUUUCUAUCCUAUUUACAGCAACCUUAAUCAUCAUGAAAGUUGUAGGUUGUAUGUGUUGUUUUUUUUUUGUUUUUUUUUCUCCAGUCCUGCCUACUAUUGCAGAGCUGAUUGUUGAAUGAGCUGUGACAGAUUUGUGACAAGGUGUAUGGACUAUUCCCUGAGCUCAGCAAAGAAAAGCACUUGUUUCUGUUUAACUUUGUUAGUGAGUUUCCCAAAGAUUUAAAACCUCUUGUCGUGUUUCUAAAAAAAGAUCUCCCAUAGUAAUUACUUUGGUGAUGAAGACAUAACCUGAUAUACACAAUUUAAUUGGCAAAGUCCCAUUCUUAUUUUUCUGAAAUGUUAUUUCUACCUUAUCUAUUUGAUUUGGUUUCCUGAAAUUCUCCUUUUAAACCUUUUCACCUAAAAUGUUCACUGAUUACACGUAUCUCCAUCAAUACAAAUACAUCAUUAAACAGCCUUGAGAACACAAAACCUACAUCCCAGGUCAGGACAAUAGCAACACUGCUAUCAGUUAUUCAUUUUGGAGAGGAAGUAAAUUUGGGGAACUUCCUCCCCUUAACCGCAUUCUUUUUUUGUUGUCCUACUAUUCCUGUGGACGUUACCUGAUAUGGGUAAUUUUCUAUUCUUUUAUGACUUACCUAGUACCUGGUUAUCACCUGCCUUAGUGUAAUUCAUCCUCUUGCCCAUAAGAAGCCUCAGUACACUGCAUCUGGUCAAAGGUGGUUUCCGGUUGAAUUCUUCUCUAAAGGGACACUAAUCGUCACCAGAACUAUAGCUUAAUGAAGAAGUUCUAGUGUAUAUAUCCUGCCCCUGCAGGCUUUUUAUUUAAACACUGUAUUUUCAGAGAAAAGGCAGUGUCUGCAUUGCUCCCUAGGGACAUUGAGGAGAUGCUGAUUGGCUGAGGUGGCAUUUGACUCCGCUCCUGACCUGCCUCCUUGGAUGAGAUUGUUAAUUUUGAUGAUUUCAGCCAAGGAGGCAGAUCAAGUGCAGAGCCAGCGCCAGCAGACCAACGCAGCACUGGAAUAAAAGUUUUAUACUUAUUUAGUGGGGGCAGGGGGUAUACAGUGUUUUUUAUUUUUAAACACUAUAUAGGGUCAGGAGUACACAUUGUAUUCCUGGCCCUAUAGUGUCCCUUUAACAAUUUGGGAAAUGUAUACAUUUGCAAAGGGAGCUUACUGCAGGAAUCAAGAGCCAACAUUUAAAGGGAUUCCUAUUUUGAGGAUCAAUUAUUUUUGUGGCUUUUACUCUGUUCAACCCAAAUUGUUUCAUCCUGGGUGAGAUUUUACACUGAGUUGCAUGAAGGUAUCAGGUGGUACCCUUGAGAACGGCUGUAGCUGACUGCCGUAACGUUCGAGGUCAUUUUAUAUCUGCAAGUUGACUUGAAUGGAAGUGUUGCUUUUAUUUUUUAUUUUUUUGUGUGAUGAAUAAGAUUUCUAUGCUGCGUUAUUUGUACUGCUGUGCUGAGUAAUUUGAUUUAAGAUAGGCUUAAUAAAGGAUUUAUUUUAUCAGAUAUUUACUAAUUGAUCUUUUUCUUUUUGUUACAUUGUUUUUAUACAGCCAGCGGCGGCGAUGCCAAAGGAGGAAAAACAGAGAUGACGUUAAUAGAUUUCGCAGCAGAGUAUGCAAAAUCAAACAGAAGCACGUGCAAAGGGUGCAAUGAGAAGAUAGAAAAGGUAACGGAAUCACAAAGUACUGCCUCUGUAAUGCAUGGCGAGGCAAACCUGUAUUCCUAAAACCAGGGUUCUCCUCUGUCCAGUUCAAUGCUCCUCAUAAAGGAGGAUUAGGUAUAAAAGCGCAUGCAUGCUCAGUGCUGCACUUCUCUAAUGAAAUGGAGGACAGCUGUGAGAUCUAAAUUUGACUUGGUUCUCACAGCAGAAAGUGCUUGUAGUGGCUGUCGGGAAGACAGCCACUCUAGGUGUAUUUAACCCUUCAAUGUAAGCUUUGCCGUAUUCACUAAAUGCUUUACAUCGAAGGGUUAAAGCUAAAGGACCACUGCACCCAGGUAAUUGUGUGCGAAGUACAUAGUCUAACUGCAGGGUCUGAGGCUUCCCAUCACUAAUACUGCCUGUCACAGGCAUCAGAUGCAUGGGAAAGCCUCUGAUCACAUUGCUGGCUCGUGGCUGUAGCAUCCAGCGCUAGUCCUGGACUUUCUGGGACUGGUGAUUUUCUCAUGGUGAGACAAUGGUGGAAUGCGUUGGGCAGCCAGGGUUAUAUUGCUGGAAAGCCUCUCUCAUGGGGCAUCCAGCAGUGGCUGGGUCUUGAUGAUAUCGGCAAGGACCAUUUCUGUAGAAGCUUUUAAUAAGGCUUUGUACAGUGUUUGUCCACCAAGAUUAAACCAGCUCUGUCACUAGAUUGCCAAACUAGGAAUCUCUUGCCUAAGUCCCCAGGACUUCUCACUCGACUUGUUCAACAUUUUGUUUAUUUGCGCCAUCAUAGAAAUUCCGUGAUGGCGGCGCGGCAUGGAUGUGAAAUAAUGUGCUUGCUUUGGGGGUCUGGCCACUCUUGGAAUCUGGACUCUUGGAAUCGCGCACGGGUCACCAAUGAGGAUCAGUAACUUGCCGUGGGAUGGAGACAAGUCCAAAAAAACCCAGCCAAUAACAAAAUUGAUUAAGGAGCUUGACUUUGUUGACUUUUAUCAACCUUCAGGUUAUUCAUAAGGGAAAAUAAUCCUACUUUUCCCUAUGUGUAACUUUGAAAAUUUGAAUAAUUAAGAAAGGCCAUGUGAGGGGGAUUUGGGACAGGGGGGCCAGAUGGAUUUAUGUAAUGAACUGUACCUGUCACUAAGGGGUUAAAACUUGACUUUGUAUAUCUCUAGAUUCUCAACACAUAGUUAUUUGGCAGCAUAGUCCUUUAUACUGAAAACUGAUUUAAGGAAAUUACAUUUAACCAGCUAAGCAAACCUAAUGCUUUAAUUUCAGUCUGUAUCAUUGUGCAUUGCUAUAUUUCAUUCUAUGCUGUGCAGGGCCAGGUCAGAAUUUCGAAGAAGAGUUUGGAUGUAGAACGGCCUCAACUUGGUAUGAUUGAUCGUUGGUACCAUUGUGACUGCUUUGUCAGCCGGCGUGACGAACUAGGCUUUCUGUCUAUCUACAACGCCACUCAUCUGAAGGGUUUCAAAACGCUAAAAGACGAAGACAAAGACAUUCUGAAGGACAAACUCCCAGCUUUGAAGAACGAGGGGUAAGUUUGCGCAAAGCUAGUCGUAAUUUGUUUUGUGCAAUUUUUUGGGGUGAGAGUCGAUUUUAUUAUCCAUUUUGGAUUUAUUUUAUUUUUUUUUUAUACUGCCAUGUAGGUGCAUUGCUUUGCUUAAAAAUUGUUGUCGUUGGUUUACGAAUAUAUUUAGUACUUUUCAGCUUGUCCUUGUUGGCACUCAUGAGAGCAAUUAAAGGGCUGAAGCCAUACAUUAUUUUUAGCUGUGAUGAAUAUCUCUAUAAAACGUGCCUCGUGGAUCUAGAGGAGGAUUUGUCGAAUAACUGUUGUCUGUUGGAGAUGUCACUGAAGGUGUACACCCAAACACACACCGGGAAAUCCUGAGCCAUUUCGGCUUUGCUGUGUAUCUGUUCACAUAUAUAGUGAGAUAAAGCACCGCAGUCUUCUCUUGUGCAGAUUCUAAAACAUUUUAAAGCAUUACUUACAGAAGUUACAUGUAAUUUGUCCAGUCUUAGAGAUGUCGCGAAACGUCCGCGAACUUCUCACGAACGGUUCGCCGCGAGCUGUUCGCGGCGAACUCCGGUCAGCUGACACGUCCUGGCCAAUCUCCAGCAGACCCUCCCUCCCACUUUCUGGACAGCAUCCAUGUUGAAGCAAUGUAUGUUGAAACAUGGAUGCUGUCCAGGAAGUAGGAGGGUCUGGGAGGGAGGGUCUGCUGGAGAUUGGCCGGGACGUGUCAGCUGACCGGAGCUCGCCGCGAACAGCUCGCGGACGGUUCGCGACAUCUCUGUCCAGUCUCUGUUUGAUGCCUGUGUGUAAAUAACCAGAUCUCCGGUUAGCAUUGGUAAUGCCACAUUUCACUAAUUUCCUGUUUGCUUCUAAACAUUGUACACCAUUCCACCAGAGCUGACUUGAGAUUGACUUUUACAUUAGAUCUCACAAUGUAUGUAAAAAAAACAAAAAAAAAAACUAGAUACACCAUGUUUAAUGUGCGAAUUCUGCUUUCACUUUUUCUCUUGUCUUUAAUAACUAUUUUAAUCUGCACCAAUAUUUUUCUACCCAUAUACCUAAAUAUGAGCAUUCAUUGAAACGUUCUACGGCUCAGUAGACCUCUCUAAGUAGCCGUUUGUUAGAGCGCUUUACGGUUUGAGUGAUUUAUUUACCAGUCACCAAUCUACAAAUUGGGCUAUGAUCCAGGGAGCUUUAUUUUUUCUUUCAGGUCCUUCUGCAUCUUAAAAAAAUAUUUUAUAGUUGAUUAAUUAUUCACCUAACCUUAAAAGAUCGAUUAAAGCAUAAAUUUGGCCAUGACAAAGGAGAAAUUAUGGCCUAUGGUCUAGGAUAAAUUACAUUUCCAUUAUAAUUCCUUGAUUUCGCUCCAAGGCAAACUGUCAAAAUAAAUCUCUGAUUUGGUUUUUCAUUGCCGUGGUAACACUACUUUCAGGAACAAGGGGAAUCGUUGAAGAAUGUUCAUAGAAUUAGGAAAACGGGUGUGCCUGGAGAAGGAUUUAAAAAAAUUUGUUGAAAUUCUGUUUUGCCGGCAGAGCUUAGUCUGCUUUGUUAAUAAUUUACAUCAAUGUUUUUUACAGUGAUGAUUACACAUUAUAUGUAAGAAAUAAAUAUGGAAUGCUUUAUGGAUUAAAGUUAAAGUGUGUGUUCUGGAUCAAUCUGACGUUGGCUAAUUUCCAGUCCAUUUACUUUAAUUGUGACGUUCUGGAAGCCAAGUUAACAUUACUAUCUGAUGUUGGGGGCUACGUUUAUAAGGUUCACCUAAUGGGAACCACCAGAGCCUCAGUCCCAAUGUUUUGUUGGUGUAACAGCAUUAUGCCUGCAUACAAAAAUGGCCUUGAAGGCUUUCCUGAAGGUCUUCAAUUUGUAGGCAUAUAGGAUUGGAUUGAGGGCAGAAUUGGCGUGCGUCAGUACGAUGGCAAUCUGUAGUAUGAUCAGUGGAACAAAGCCGUUUGGGCAGAGGAGUUGAAACCAGUUUAUGAGGUGCAAAGGGGCCCAACAUAGACUGAAAAAGAAGAUGAUUGUAAAAAGAGAGGUGGCCGUUUUCAUUUCUUUCCUGAUGCCCACUGCAUUCUUACCUGCAACACUGCCCAGCUGCCCCCCCUUUGCUAUGGCCGCAAGCUGCUUUCUGACUGCUGAAAAGAUUUUAGCAUAGAUAACAAGCAUGACAAUCAGGGGCAAAAUGAAAAAGACAACCGAGAAGAAGUAGACCACGUAAGUCAUGUCUAUUAUUUGUGUGAAGAGACAGUGGCCAGUCGGGGAAGUGGCUUUGUACCAACCCAUCAAUGGCAGCAGCCCAGAAAGGAAUGAAGUGACCCAUCCUACAACUAUAAUGACAAGUGCGUUACGUGGGGUCAUAAUGCUUUUGUAUCGAAGAGGCUGUAGAAUGGCAAUGUAACGAUCCAUAGCAAUAGCCAGGAGGCUGAAGGUUGAACUCAUUGUAAGCAUAAUUAGGACAGACAGCAUCAGCAAACAGAGUCUCAGUUGAUGUUGUGGAAUCCCUAUGCUUGUUAGAAUGGCACAGGGGAUGGCGAAUGCUCCCACGCAUGUGUCUGCUACUGACAGAGAUAUUAAGAAAUAAUUAGUUACCGUCCAGAGCUUGCGGUCCUGGAUGACCGCAACACAUACCAAGAGGUUUCCCACUGCAGCUAUAGCGGCAAUUGCAAUCUCUGCUGCUGUGUACGGUACAUCCAUGGGAAAAUAAAGUGCAGGUGGAUCUUGGCCGCCACUUGCGUUGGCGACUAACUGUUCACUGAUGUUCAUCUGGCUUGAAGGUGACUUGUUUUCUUGGAGUGCUUCAGAUACCUGUGUUACACUUUCAGAGAAACCGCAAUCAGUUACAUCAUUUAAUGAAAAAUGUAAAGUUAAUUUCUUUAUUGGUGCUAAAACAGAAUGGUGUCUGUGUUUGCAUAAAGGAGCUGCGUUAAUGCAAAAUAUUAUCAUUUAACUGCCAAGCACUUUUUGAUUGAAAAAAAAUAUUAGCAUAGCAUUUAUUUGAAGCAAGGGAUGUGAUAAGUAGCGAAUAAAUCUAUAACACAGCAAUUUUGUGUUUAUAUUGCUUUGCAGAAAAACUUAAUUUACAUAAUUGUAAUUUUUAGUUUAUUCUUUCAUCCUUUUAUAAAAAUAUUUGGGAAAUGAAAAAUGUAAGACCGUAUACAGCAUCCUUUUUUUUCCGCAAUAUUUCUCACAGAGUGUGAAAUGCAGAUAUGCUAUUUUUCUCACAUACAGUAGAUGAUAAAAUAUAUUAAAGGAUCACUAUAGUUUCAGGAAAACAAACUCGUUUUCCUGGCACUAUAUAAUCCUUGGGGGACCCCCACCCUCAGGGUCCCUCUCCCGCUCGGUUAAAGGGGUUAAAACCCCUUCAGCCACUUACCUUUUAUCCAGCUCCGGGCUCCCUCGGCGCUGGUGACCUCUCCUGCCACUCCGACGUCAGCUCCCGAGUGGAGUGGAAUGCGCAUGCUCAGCAAGAGCCACUCGCACAUUCUAAAAGUCCAUAGGAAGGCAUUUCUCAAUGCUUUCCUAUGGACGUUCUGCACGCUGGAUGCAAAUUUCGCAUCCAGUGUCGCAGAAGUGCCUCUAGCAGCUGUCAGGAACACAGCCACUAGAGGUUGGAUUAACCCUGCUAUGUAAACGUAGCACUUUCUCUGAAACUAUGUUUACAUGUGAAGGACAUUGGACCCAGACCACUUCAUUGAGCUGAAGUGGUCUGGGUGACUAUAGUGUCCCUUUAAUAACAAUGGUCAAAUAGUUCGCUUAUAGUUAUUUGUAAGAACCCUGAAAGCAUACUAGCGGUACAGCUUGCUAAAAAUGGUAACCUCUAAACAGAAUCUCUGCGUUUGAGCAUAAUCUCGACAUAUAGUAAAUAGGGUUAAAUCAUAUAUUUCUAAAAUAAAGGUAUUUAAAACUGCUAUUGUAAUCUUUAUCAAUUCCCCACCCCCUAGUGUGACUGUAUGAUAUGGCCUAUUGAAACUUCCUGUACUGUUUUGAAAGCAGUGGGUGAGAUGACAUUUUCAGCAAACUUACAGGCAUUAUAUCUGUGAAUAGUGGCUGAUAAAUGUGUUCCACUUCGGGUUGGAAAUCAUCCGAUCGAGAGUAUAAAUGAUGUUGGGUGAGGCUUUAUGAACUAGAUUUCAAACUGCAAAAUACAUGAAAAUAAAAACCUAUCUUUAUACUCAAUCUAGGUAUUAAAGAGGUUAAUAGUUAGUUGUCCUAGGGAAAAUCUUGUAACACUUUGUAGAAAUCAUCUUGACACAUCAAUGCAUUCUGCUGGCUACGGGUUUCUUUAAGAAAAUACAGUUUCCUGUACAGAGGAAGGGACUUCUUAACAUUUAAUGUAAGGUUUGUUGUUGGUACAAUUUCAGGUCAAUACUCUCUAUAAGACAAUACAUUCAUGUCAAUAAUCAAUUACACAAGGAAAAAUGAGGCUUGGAAUUAUGCCUUCUGCAUUAGGUGUCCAAAUAUUUAUUUUUCAGAUUUUUUUUUUUUUUUUUUUUAAUAAGCGGUGACUACUGAGCUCUGUCUCUAAGUAAAAAAGAGUACAGCACAACCUAUUGAGGGGAUGGCAUGGUGCUGCAUCCAGUUCAGGAAAUACAAAGGUUCUGGGCUAUGAGUUACGCUUUAAAAAGUAGUUAAAUCUGCUUCUGCCGUAUUCCAGUAAACUCUUUAAUAUAGUUUUUAAAGGUCUGAGGGAUCGAGACUCUGUGACUUCCAGAGAUGUCACAGGUUCCCCCGCUAAGGCUGCUGAAGUAACACGUAAUAUUAAACUGCCCUUGGAUUUACUGACAGUCUGUUACAAAAUCUCUGCGAGACCACAGAAUCUGUCUGCAUUAUCAGUGUGAAGGACUCCUUAUAUGGGCUCUUUGUGUGGCUCCUCCGCAUUGAGACAGGCAUUCUGCUUCCUGUAAGAUUCUGCCCCUCUUACUCUGGGCAAGGGAAGGGAGCUAAGGCGUAAUCCCAUCAGCCUUGCCCUCGCAAACACCCACACAGUCCGGAUUUACCAUCUUCAUGCAACACCUCACCCUCUGUGGGUGACAAUGAGCAAACUGGCCAAAAAAACAGCGCUUCUAUCCUCUUCUCUGCAACACCCCAGGGUGACGAAGUGUUUGCACUGAAUAUAGUCUUAAAAAAUGCAAUACAAAUAUAUCAAUCCGGCUGCUGGUGGUACUCCCUAGGCAUCUCUUUGUUUUCCAAUCACAUUGAAAACCACAGAACUGAUAAACUCCAGCCAAGCAAUACAAGCGAGUACAAUAAACUUUCAAUAACUUCGGCCCUCUUGUCACUUGUCUCCACAAAUGUUUUGUCACAAGCUGCGGCGAUGCACAUAUCAUGGAGCACUGUCUGGCUGUGUUUGCCCACCAUACAAGUAUUUUUUUUUUUAUGCCCUCCGUGUGAUGUGUAAAUAGAUAGAUGAUCAUAUCCACAGUGAGUCUUAAAAAUUGCCGCAGCUUUAAUAUACUGAAAGAUGGGUAGGUUGUUAUGGUGUUUGGUAGGUGCCUUUAAUUUUGUACUUCCCCAUUUAGAAGAUAUUUGUAUACGUCAUUGCCUAACACACUCCUGCAAUCACAUAUUACAAUUUUACUUAUCCAAAGAAUUUAUUUCUCACCAGUAUCCCCGUCCCCUAUUCCCAUUAAAAUAAUUAUUAAAUUUCUGUCUCUUCCUAUUUGCGCGCUCUCUCUUCUGGACUAUAGGACGUCCUCUCCUUGUCAGGACUAACAUUUUGACCAGUCCCUUCCUAUACUUGGUGUACUACAUUCAUUGUACUGUAUUGUCGAUGUUUGUUUGUGUAGAACCUUUAAAACCUAAUGAAUACAGUAAGAAGAAAACGUAUUUAUCUUGUAAAACUUGUAUGCCGUUAUUGCCUUGUGUACAGCAUAGUAUACUGUUUUAGUCGUAGUUCUGUGGAAAUUGGAGCUCGUAUGUGUGUGUUUGUAAGUUUUCCCUCAUUAUAAAAUAAAGUAUCAGCCCCUGCAACAGACCUAUAGGUCCACAAAAUGCUGCAAACACUGCAAACCUCAUUACAGACAGACAUCGCGAGACAUACGAAGAGAUAUAUACAAACACUGGGGGACAGAACUGCCCAUCUCGAAGAUAAAACAGAAGAAAUUAUAUCGGCACAUAAUACUCUCGCUGAUGCAUAUGCUGAGAUGAACGCAAAACUGGACUGCCUUGCUGACAAAGUGACAGACCACGAGGACAGAGACAGGCGCAGCAACAUUCGCCUUCGUGGAAUAGCGGAAGAUAUUCUUCUCUCAGACCUUCAAGCAUACGCAGAACACCUUACAGGCCAUUAACAUAACUGAACCGCUUCUUGACAUACACACUGGGUUGUUCCUUAGAUACCCUCGACUAACACCGAUGUCCACAAAACGUGUAAUGGUGAACUUUGUAAGGAAUGUUACAUCGCUACCACUGCUUCUUUACAAACCUACCAGACCGAUCUCUGCUAUGCCAAACGGAAAUCGCAUGGAUUUUACUUUAUACCCAAUAUUUUUAGUACCUCUCUCUACCUUCUCAGCUGUACUUGCCAACAAUAUAUUUUGAUAUUUCCAUUGUUUUGUUUCCCCUCUCUUUUCUAAAGUUUGCUCUUGCCUGGUACACUGAUAGCAUUCAGUUAGUGCCAUACUUACUCUCCCUUUCCCGGCUUAAUACAGUUCUGUUCAUUCAUUCUUCACGCAAACCCACGAUGCAGGGAAUAUUUAAAUGAGCAACUGGUAUAUUGGAUUGCAAGCUUCUAACCAUUGGUCUCUAACCUCCUAACCUUUUUAUACUAUGAUAGCCCCCCUUGCUUUGGUGUUUGUGCACAGCUGUGAGUAGGUGUUAAGAGUAAAUUUGAUUUAUUACUUCGAUAAUUAGCUACUUAGAGGGAUGAUGCCUACUUGGUUUCCACCUGAGAAAUUCCAGUUAAAUCCUUUUGUAUGUUUGUUGUAGUCCAUCAGGUUUGUUUCCUAAUUAGGAUACUCAGUGCAGCUGGGAUUUAGUUAAUUCAUAACAGAUCAGGUGUAAUGCUGCCCAGUUUUGGCUUUAAUAAUGAGACCCAGGAGUGCUGUGUCCAGAUGCUUUUUGUUUGUUUUGUGUAACAAAUUUUAGAGGCAUCUGGAAAUAGAUUUGCAUCCUGGAGAACGUGACUGUGUGUAAAAUAUUGUUUAUGUCUUCUAAUUAGUAUUUGUUUAGUUUUGUUUUUUCCUUUGACGAUACAGCAAUAUUAACGAAUAUAUAAUUACAUUUAAUUUUUACAUUUAGAAUUGUAAUCGCCUUGCAUGUCACUGGUUCUGAUUUUAGGUCGGAAAGUAUUAAUUAUAAAAAAAUAAGCCCACAGUGAAUUCCUUUAAAACUUUAAACUUCUAUUUAACUUUUUGUUAUCUUAGGAAAAGAAAAGGUGAUGAGAUUGAUGGCUCUGGAGUAUCCAAAAAGAAGAUAAAGAAAGAAGAGGCCAAGCUUGAGAAGUUGCUAAAGGUAAAUAUGUUCCGUUCAUAUUACAUCACUUUCCAUUUCACAAGCACGGUUCUAGGUUACACUUUCACUUUAAAUAAAGACCUGGAUCCUAAGUAACAUUCUUGCUCUGUGUUUUUAGACAGAAGGGUUAUAAACUAAAACUGUUCGAGAACAUUAUUUGACAAUCAGCCACCAACAGGAAAAAAAGUAGUUUAGUGAGAGUUUAACAACACUUUAUAGUACAGUUUGUAAAACAAAAUGAAAAAUCAAAUGUCGUCAUCCUGUUAUUUAAAAGUAUAUUUUAAAAUAUUAUUUUGUAAAGCACACAUUGUGGUUAGAGAUGUCCGCAAACUUCUCGCGAACGGUUCGCGGCGAACUCCGGUCAGCUGACACAUCCCGGCCAAUCUCCAGCAGACCCUCCUACUUCCUGGACAGCAUCCAUGUUGAAGGCAACUUCAACAUGGAUGCUGUCCAGGAGGUGGGAGGGUCUGCCGGAGAUUGGCAGGGAUGUGUCAGCUGACCGGAGUUCGCCACGAACCGUUCGCGAGAAGUUUGCGGACGGUUCGCUACAUCUCUAAUUGUGGUUUGAAAUGUUCCUUGAAUCAUUCUUUUUUUGUGGGUCUAACCGUUCUAUAUUCUUUGUACUAAAGGAGCAAACGGAGCUUGUCUGGGGAAUUAAAGAUGAAUUGAAGAAGGUCUGUAGUACUAACGACCUAAAGGAACUUCUUAUAGCCAACAAGCAGCAGGUCCCAUCAGGAGAGACGAAUGUAAGUGGUUAUUGUUCCCUUUCCAUGUAUUACUGGAGAUUCAAUAAGUGAAUAUACAAAUCUAAACAUCCUACUGCUACAGAGAAAAUAUCUGCAAAAAAGAGAUUUUAUUUUGGUGCGAUGAAAGGAAAGCAUGUAAUUCAUUGGUCCUUAGAGGGUUAAUUUUUUUUAAUAUUAGAUUAUAAUUUUCACUUUUUCUUGAAAAGCAGUGCUUUGUAACUUGGCUUAGAAUCCAUUGCAACUUUGAAAUGUCCAGUGAUUUCCUGAAAUUUGCUGAUCUGAAAAUACUGUCUGUGUGCAUACAUGCGCGUGUCUUCUCGCUCAGGUGAAGCCACCAGUUACCUGCACCAUACAGCAACAACAUGUUUAUUUCCUCUUACCGUUCCGUAGAUCCUGGACCGGGUUGCAGAUGGAAUGGCUUUUGGAGCGCUGCUGCCGUGUGAGGAGUGCAAUGGACAACUCGUCUUCAAAACAGAUGCCUACUAUUGCACAGGGGACAUCAGUGCCUGGACUAAAUGUGUUGCUAAAACACAGACCCCUAACAGGAAAGACUGGGUGAUACCAAAGGUAGGCACAGUCUCUAUAGCAGAUUUUGAUAUAGUCAUCGCAACUAGUUAUUAGCUUGCUGUUAUAAGCAGACAGAACUGACCAAUUUCUCUUUAAAUGUUUAGGAAUUCCAUGAAGUUCCGUAUCUGAAGAAAUUUAAGUCUAAGAGGCAAGAUAGGGCCUUCCCUCCCCCAGUGGCUCCUAUCCCUGUGAGUGCUCCAGUCUCAGCUAAAUCUGAGCCUGCACCUAUAGAGACUGCCCCAGCAGGUAAGUGCCUUCUCUGCUUUGAAAUUCAAUACACAUACUUUUAAAUAAGUGACACCACCACUUAUUUCUUUGCUUUGCUUCAUUACAGAAUCUAUUACUCCUAUGUAUUGUCUGAAUUAAACCAAAGGAAUGAUUUCAUUGAAUGAAGUUGCUAUUUUGGAAAACAUUUUAUAACCUGUUUUUACCAUACUUCCUCCCCCUUUUAAAGAAUCCUGUUUUUUGUAUCUCUGUCUUGAUUUACAAUCAUAUUAUAAUUAAAACCAAGUUUUUAAAAGAAACACACCACUCUAUAUUUUAGUAACUUUUCUGUAUAGUUACUUUAUUUAUAAAAUGUUUGUGUUAUGCUGUAUGCAGAGGAUAUCACUAGAUGAGAAAUUAGGAGUAGUAACCUAAAUGUGACGCACAACUCGGAUACUGUGAGUGCUGAGUGCUCUAACUUUAUAUAAACACACACAGAGUAAAACCAGAAUGCCAUGGGAAAUGUGCAAGUAACCACAAACUUUACGGUCCUCGAUAAUUUCUGCCUUCCGUGGUGGCAGAGUUAUUUCCCUAGAGAUACUACCAUAGCAGGUUUAAUAACCUCUGUGUUUGGGAAAUAUUAUAUCCAAAGUAUAAUAGACUGAAAAUAAAAAUGCAAAUACAUUAUUAUAAUGAUUGUAAGUAAAAAGCAAAAUGCAUGUUCUAGUAAGUUCAUGUAUUUUCCUCAAAAUUUGGGGGUAGUUUUUAACAAAUAAUUGUGCAUGUUUUUUUAUUAUUUGCAUUUUAUUUUAUUUAGGAAAACCACUGACCAACAUGAAGAUUCUGACUCUUGGAAAACUGUCAAAGAACAAAGAUGAAAACAAGUCACUUAUUGAAGAGAUGGGUGGGAAAGUUACGGGAUCUGCAAACAAGGCAGACCUUUGUGUUAGCACUACAAGUGAGUGCUAAUGGGACAUUCUGUGUUGUUUGAACAUUAAAUAUUGUAGGGGUGCAAUGGAUUUUGUCUUUAGUAUUUGUUGAAUAUUUUUGUUUAGACGCACCUGGAUCAUGGCGUUACAUAUUGUCUUCUAAUAUACUGCUGGGACCUCCUAGUUUUUGGGUGGCCUUUAGACCAGGGAAUCCCAAAAUGGUCCUCAUGCAUCCCUAAUAUCCAGUUCAAUUGUUAGGGCAGUGGUUACACAACAUGUGCCAAAUAAUUUAAGAUUUUUUUUUUUAAUUAUUAUUAUUCUUCUUUGUGCGCCAUCCACAGUUCUGGGUUUUGUGUAUAUAAUAAAUAAUAUAUGUAUAAUAUGUGUUUAUAAUUAUGUAAUUGUAUGCAUAUAUAUAUCUCCAUCUUCUACACUACUAUCCAAGUCUAACAGUUCUCUAGGAAGAGAGAGAGAAACAUACUUGGAUCUCUCUCCCCUGUAAAGCUGUUGCAUCCAUUUAAAGUAUGUUGUGGUCGUUGACUGGCCGAUGUCUACGCACUCUGCCAGAACGGUUUGUGAAGUGCCCCUGCAGUGCUGGAUAAUCAUGCAGCCCUUAUGCACUCCCGGGAGCAGGCAAACGCAUUUCCUAUUGGGGACUUUCACUGUAUCAUUUUAAACCUGACCCUCUUUGCAGUUUUUUUUUUUUUCUGCAGUGUAAUAACUCUCGUUUUAGUGGUUGGUUUGUGACCUGUCUCAUUUUUUUUUUUUUUUCAAACAGAGGAACUGGAGAAAAUGAGUAAGAAGAUGGAGGAAGUGAAGGCAGCCAACAUCAGGGUGGUGAGCGAGGAGUUUCUGAACGAGUUGGGGUCUGGAAAGAGCAUCCAGGACUUGAUGGCCCAGCAUGGGAUAUCGGCAUGGGGAGCAGAGAUUAAACAAGAAGUCACGCAGGAACCUCCACCUAAGCAGAAAUCCAGUGGAGUCGCUGCUGGAAAAAGCACCGGGAAAGUGAAGGAGGAACAGGGUACACAUUGCCAAUGUCUGUCUUAAUGUACCAGUUGGUUAAAGGGACAUAAUGGAAAAUGGGUUAUUAUUGGUCGCAUUGCAUAUUAUACUUAUUCAUGCAAAAUAGUUUUUGUGUUAGAUUAUCACCCUGUUAUACUUGCCUCCUAUACUUCUAAAGAUAUAUGUGCUUUCUGUUUUGGAAAAAAUUACAGUUCGGUAUAAGCGUUACUUCUGCAGAGCUUUUACUGAUAGAUCAACGACUAAGUAGAUCUUGGUUAAAGAGCCCUUUCCCAUAAAGAGAUAAUCUACAUGUGAAAAUAAAUAUACUUAUUUUGAAACUUUUAAAAAAAAAACAAAAACACUAAGCCUACCUUAACCCCCCAAUUAAAAAUCAUAAUUUUUUAUGAAAGAAUCAUUUUUAUAAAAUACUGACAGACUGUGUUAGAAUUUCACUGAAAGUCCAAUGCAGUCAGAUUUACUAAGACAAAGUAAAGACUACAUUGUCUUAUGCAAUUUUCUUAUGCUUAAUACCUUAAAGGCAGAGUUACCAGCAUUAAGUUUUGCUAAUACCCUCAGCCAUCACUAGUGACAGCUGUGAGUAAAGAAAAUAUGGUAUAUGGUGGCUUCUGCGGUCUUGCAGGAUCUUCCAUAGUCAUCAGUGUUGUACACGUGAGAGCGCUGAUGUGGGCUUCUGAAAGAUGAAACACCAUGUGCUGAAGAGGGUUCCCAGAAUGGACAUGGUUGCAGCUAUGAGGGACAGCUAUAGGACCUAAUUUCCCCUGCAUCCCCAGACCACCACACCAAGAGACUGUCACCAUUGGGUUUUUGUUUUUUUUUCAAAAUAUGCGGAGACUGUAGAAGUUGACAGAACCACUUUAAGAGUUACUCCCAACUGUAAACCAUAGCAUACUCACUUGGCUAAAACUUUGUUUGAAUUCAAUUUCAAUUGGAAAUUUUGAGCCCUGACAGGGUGCAUUCACAGUAAUCGCCAUUCUCCGCCAAUCUGAUGCUUCCAUUAGAGAAUUUUAAAGAGGUCUUGGUGGAGUCCAACUCCAUAGGUCUUAAGGAGGAAGUGCCUCUAGUGGCUUUUAGUGUGACCGCUACUGCUGAUGUAGUCGCAGACCAAUGUAAACUUUGCAAUUUAUUAGAAAUGAAAACGUUUUACAUUGUCUAAGUAACAGAACAGGGUCUAUGCACUAACAGUUAAAACACAUAUAUGGCAGAUUUGAUAACAUUGAUUAAUAGAAUGCUUGCAUUCAAAAAUCUAUUUUAAAGGAAAUAUAAAAAUUAUAGAAAUUGGGAAACAAUGACCCCCAGCUAUCUCUUUAUCAUGUCAAUGUAAUGGACAUGAUAAAGAGAUAGCUGGGGGAUAUUGUUUCCCAAUUUCUAUUAUUUUUAUAUUUCCUUUAAAAUAGAUUUUUGAAUGCAAGCAUUCUAUUAAUCUAUCAAUGUUAUCAAAUCUGCCAUGUGUUUUAACUGUUAGUGUCAUUAAAGUGAGAGUGCCCAAGUCUGUUCAUUAAAGUGAGGGUGCCUAUGUCGCACAGCGCUGUGGAAUAUCUGGUCAUUUAAUAAGAUAUUCACUUAUCUGCCUGUUUUUUUUCUUUUAUUGAAGGAGGCAGCAAGUUGGAGAAAAAGAUGAAAUUAACGGUGAAAGGGGGAGCCGCUAUUGACCCAGAAUCUGGUAAGAAUCAGAAUAUGCCUGGAUUAAACACAGUUUGUGUAUCUAAAUGAAUGCAGUCGAAAAGAUUGUAUAAAUAAGAUGAUCUGAAGUGGUUAUAGUGUUCUUUAAUUUACAUGGAAUGUAUACAUGUAGAAUGUAUCAAUUAGUUUGUAUCAAUGGUAGAUGUGUACAUUUCAAGUACCAACAUUAAAAAAGCCUCCCACCUUGUGCCAAAACUUUUUUUUUUUUUUCCAGUUUGAUGAGCUGUUCCACUGCUAAUGAUGUGAUUUUUCUCACCUCUGUCUCAUUAGCCAAAGUGUUAUCUUAUGUUGGUACUAACACUUUGUGUAAUGAGCGUUCGUCAUUGCUAACUGUCAGCACCUGUCUGUUCAUACCCUCUGGUGUCCUUAAUGUUUCCAAGGGUUCUUAUUAUUUAAAAUUACAUCAUCACGCUUACAUUUGGUCUUUAUAGCUCUACACUAAAUACACUCCUAACCACUUUAAAGUCACUCUAGCAUGAGCCUAUUUUCCUAAUUGACAAAAAAUGGUUUUGAAAAGUUUAAUUGUUAUGUAAUAUUAAGAUUAUUAGAAACAUAGAAUGUGACUGCAGAUAAAAACCAUUCGGCCCAUCUAGUCUGCCCAAUUUUCUAAAUACUUUCAUUAGUCCCUGGCCUUAUCUUAUAGCUAGGAUAGCCUUAUGCCUAUCCCAUGCAUGCUUAAACUCCCUAAACAUCUACCACUUCAACCAUUAACUACCCUCUUAUUGCUCAUGGCAUGAAAUAUAAUAUAUUUCUUUGACAGUCAGUAGGUUGUGGAAGUAUGCGUGAACAUCGCAGAAUAAAUCAAAAGGUUUGUCCAUUUAUAUGCGAGUUACCUUCUCCUAUUUACAUAGUUGCAUAGCUGAAAAGAGACUUGCGUCCAUCAAGUUCAGCCUUCCUCACAUUUGUUUUUUGCUGUUGAUCCAAAAGAAGGCAAAAAACCCAGUUUGAAGCACAAUUUUGCAACAAGCUAGGAAAAAAAUUCCCUCUUGAACCCAGAAUGGCAGUCAGAUUUAUGCGUGGAUCAAGCAGUUAUUACCCUACAUUGAAAGAUUAUAUCCUUGAAUAUUCUGUUUUUGCAAGUAUUUGCAGUAGGGGUGCCCAAAAGGUAGAUCCCCAGAUGUUGUAGAACCCCCAUGAUGCUUUGUAUGUCUUUAGAAUGACGAUCAUCGUGGAAGUUGUAGUUUUAAAACCUCUGUGGAUCUACCUUUUGGGCACCUCUGUUCUACCUGUUCCUGUACUGCUUACACUCCUUUGUAGGAUUUUUAAGGACUGUCCCAUUCCCAUUGAAUUCCCUACCCCUGGCCGUCAGACUCUCCUCUAGCCUCCAGUUCUUUGAGAAGUCGCUGAAUGUGGAAGAAGAAAAACUUACACAUGAAUCCCUCCUCGCCUCUGACAUGCUGUAUUAUUGUUGUGUGUCUUUACCCCUUCCUCCUCGAUUGCAAGCUUGUUUGAGCAGGGCCUUUUCUACCUCUCGUCUUGUAAAUAUUCUAUGUCAUUACUUGUCAAAUAUCCCCAUUCUAUAUUCGUAAAUUGCUGUGGAAUAUGCAGACUCUAUAUUAAUGCUAAUAAUAAUAAUAUAUAUUUAGUGAUCAUUUUAUCACAAUAUAUAGAUCACAUUUCAAUACUAAUAUUAAGAUAUUCUUGCCUCUACUUGUUGAUGUAUGACUGGUACCUUUUAAUGAAGGUAGUGAUCAUUUAUACAAAAUAACAAGGAGUUUGUGUUCGCAGCCAGUUGUUGGCACACAACUCCCUAUCCAAAAGUUUGAGGAUAUAAAGAAAUGCUUAGUACAAAUUUACAUUUAUACCAUUAGCAGUUGUUUAUUAUUGGUUUUUACACACUUGGGGGUGUAACAUACAUAAUCUGUGUCUUUUGUAACAAGCAAGUGUUCUAAUAAUCAGAGAUUGUUCUCGCUGAAAGGUGGAUUUUGUCACUAAUCAAUAAAUGUUGCCCAUUGCAGGACUUGAAAACUCGUGUCAUGUCUUGGAAAAAAAUGGCAAAAUCUUCAGUGCUACCUUGGGUCUGGUUGAUAUAACUAGAGGGACGAAUUCUUACUACAAACUUCAGCUUAUAGAACAUGAUAGAGAUGCGAGGUACGGAUGUUUGACGCUAAUAUUUAUCUUUAGAUACAAUUUUUCAAUGGAAUUAAACCAUUUGCAGAACACCAGACUAGAUUUCUGCGACUAUUAUUUCACCAUUAAAAUUGGGCCUUGCAACAUUUUUGACCUCCUAUUUUAUUCAAACAAAACCUAGUUCAAAGGUUGUUAUUGCCUUCCCUCUGUUAACUGAGGUAUCUUAGAAAUCCUUUAAUUUAUUGAGGGAAAAUUCUGACUUCUAUUGUUUAAACUCACAGAUAUUGGGUGUUCCGCUCCUGGGGACGUGUGGGAACAGUUAUUGGUAGCAACAAACUGGAAGAAAUGUCAUCGAAAGAGGAAGCCAUAGACCAUUUCCUUAAUCUGUACCAAGAAAAAACAGGCAAUGCCUGGCAUUCCACUAACUUCACAAAGUAUCCCAAUAAAUUCUACCCCUUGGAAAUCGACUAUGGGCAGGUAUGUGUGCAUGCUUCAGUACGCCUCAAAAAUAUAUAGCCAUGGGUAAUUAACAGUAUCCGUAUGGGUGAUCCCCCAACAUGUAAAGUACCAGUCAGAAAAGGUAGAAAAGACUGGACGCCCACAUAAAUACGGGUCCAUUUAUUGUUCUCAAAUUAUUUUGUUUGAAAAUGUAUUUUGUUCAGAAAAAAUAAUGCAGUUCAUGCAAGCAGGCAAAGGUUGAGAGAUGACGUAAAAAUGAACCGCAUGAAAGCAUCUGCAGUUACAAAAAAUGUGUUUAGCUUUUUUUAAAAAAGAGAUUGAGAUAAGUGACAUGGCCUGUAUGCAUGAACAUGUCGUCGUGUUUUGUUUUUUUUUUCCCAUUCAUGCUGAUUGGUUGUACUUGCUGGUUAAAACCUCGGUAUAAUUUAAUCCGAUAUUUGACGCUAGUUUGCUAUAACAAAAAUCUUACAAGCUAUUAAGGAUGUGGAAAAGGAAGGCUGCAGUAGUUAAAUAAAAGUCCAUUUCUAUAAGCGAUCACAUGCCCUGUUCCCUUAUUUUUUUACUAUUAAAUAUUUAGGGAGUCUUAUAACAAGGUGUGUCUUGUACAGCGCUCUACACCUCUGUUGGUAAGAUUAAUUUUUCAUUUUGUUGUUUUAUAAUUUGUAGGAGGAAGAGGUGGUGAAAAAGCUUUCUGUAGAUGCUGGCACUAAAUCCAAGCUUCCUCCACCAGUCCAAGACCUCAUCAAGCUGAUAUUUGACUUGGAGAGUAUGAAGAAGGCCAUGGUGGAAUUUGAGGUAUGGUCAUGAGGGUUCCUCUGUGUUCUUAUGAAAGUAUUUCCUUGAGACCAUGUGGGAUCUUUUCUAAAACUACUGCUAGUAUAAAAUAGUGCAAAGUUCUAAAAGGGCAGGCUUCACCGUGGGUAAACCUUUUAAACUGCAAAAAACAUUCUGUUGGCUCUUAUGGUGAUUGUUCCACUCUUAUUUUGCGAUACAGUUAUGAUUCUCCCCUAUUGGAUUAUGGGAAAGAAGUCAUCUACCCUAUACCAAUCUGAAAAAAACACAUCUUCUCUCAUUGAAGGAUCACUAAGCACCCAGACGACUUCAGCUCAAUUAAGUGAUCUGGGCGCCAGGUCCCCCCUAGUUUUAACCCUGCAACUGUAAACAUAGCAGUUUAAGAGAAACUGCUAUGUUUACAUUAAGGGUUAAUCCAGCCUCUAGUGGCUGUCUCCCUGACAGCCACUAGUGGCUGCUUCCUCGAUCCUCACUCGUCUCCUUGACAGCCACUAGAGGCUGCUUCCUCGAUCCUCACUGGACGUCCAUAGGAAAGCAUUGAGUGAUGGCUCUGGCCGUGCAUGCGCAUUUGGAGCUGACGUCGGCAGGGGGAGGAGAGUUCAACAGCGUCGAGGGAGUACUCCGCUGGAUUAAGGUAAGUGGCUGAAGGGCUUUAGCCCCUUCAGCCCAGCGGGAUGGGGGACCUAAUAAUCAUAUAGUGCCAGGAAAACAAGUUUGUUUUCCUGGCACUAUAGGAUCCCUUUAAUAUUAUUAGUAGCAUUGUUUUUUUUGUUUGUUUGUAUUUUUAUUAGCUGUAGUAUAUGCUUUCUUGUUCCGUGCCUAGCUAUUCAUAUUCUUUAUCACGAUGAAACCUACUGAUGUGGUUGUGGUUCCUAGUUAAUCUCAUACUUUGUAUGCUGUAGAUUGAUCUUCAGAAGAUGCCUUUGGGAAAGCUUAGCAAACGUCAGAUCCAGAGCGCCUACUCCAUUCUCAACGAAGUACAGCAGGUGAGUUGAGUACAGAUCAUGCAUCAGACAUCUGUAGAAUUUGACUAAGGCAAACAGCUGACACAAUGUUCCUUAUUUUGCUCUAGGCUGUGUCUGACAAUGCUGGCGAAGCCCGUUUGUUGGAUCUCUCCAACCGUUUCUAUACUCUCAUACCUCAUGAUUUUGGAAUGAAGAAACCCCCAUUGCUAAAUAACUCUGACUACAUCCAGGUGGGUUAUAAAAUCUGUUUUUUGUUAUCAUGUUAAGUUCUCUGUGUUGAGAUCUGGUUUUGCUUUUGUGGAUUUGUUUUAAUUAUAGCUUUGUGGGUUUUAGGCCAAAGUUCAAAUGUUGGAUAAUCUUCUUGACAUUGAAGUGGCUUACAGCCUUCUUAUGGGUGGCACGGACGAUGGCGAGAAAGAUCCAAUCGAUGUGAAGUAUGAAAAGCUCAAGACUGACAUUAAGGUAAAUAAACUCACUACCAUUCUUUGCAUAGAAAAUAAUGUAUCAUCUUUUGCACAGUGAUUGUUGUAGAGGUUUAAUAGUCACUUAUCAUUAAAACUCAUAAUUCUUCCAUGUACGCCUUGUUACUGAAAUACUAACCCUUUACCAUCUUCAUGGUAGAUAACCAUACCACGUUUGUCUCUCUCUUUGGACUUGAGGAUCAGCAUUAUGUUUUGAUCAUCAGUGCAAUGUGUGCAUCUUGCCUCUAUAGGUUGUUGACAAAGAUUCAGAAGAAGCCAAAAUUAUUCAUCAAUAUGUCAAGAACACGCAUGCAGAAACACACAACAAUUACGAACUGGAAAUCCUCGAUGUGAGUUGAUUUUUAUACAAUAUUAAAUCUGUAAGAAUUCUAUUUCUCUUUCUUGUUGGAAAAUGUUGGGUUUGAAGUCCUUUAAGGACUUGAUAGAGAACUAUCGAGAGAGACAGAGAGAGUCUCCUGCAUCCCUACAUUGUAAAGGGAGAGAAGGUUGGGUACUAGUGUUGAUAGAAUAUUAGGGUGGGAUAGGAAUUGUUUUUUAUUUUUCUUUAACCCCUUAAGGACACAUGAUGGAAAUAUUCCGUCAUUAUUCCCUUUUAUUCCAGAAGUUGUGUCCUUAAGGGGUUAAAGGAUUGGGUUUUUGUUUCACAGAGAUUAGAUGUUUCCAAGCACCAAACAUAGAAGAAAACUAUAUGUGAAACUUUAACUCUGUGAAAGGCUUAAAAACAACUUCUAAUGAAAAACUGCUCAACAUUCCUGCUUAAAAAAAAAUACAUCCUAUUAUUCACUAUGUUGCAAAUUGUGUUGCAUUAAAUUCCAAGUUGCAAAAUGGAGUUGAAGAUUUUUUUUAUUUUCUUUAAUCUUUACAUUUUGCAUCUUUCACUUGAACAAACUCCACACUGAAAAAAGUCACAAGUAACAGAUUAGUUUCUUUAUUAGUGUUUCCUCAUAUCAACUGACUUUCUUUUCUUCCCCACUCCCUCUCUCUUCGUUCUGUCAACCAAAAGAUCUUUAAGAUUGAUCGUGAAGGAGAAAGACAGAGGUACAAGCCUUUCAAACAGCUACACAACCGCCAGCUGCUAUGGCACGGUUCCCGCACUACAAACUUUGCUGGUAUUUUGUCUCAGGGUCUACGAAUCGCUCCACCCGAAGCUCCUGUUGUAAGUUCACUUUGCACAGUUUACUCAUUUAUCUUGGGGAUCUGCUGCGGAAUGUAAUGAUUUCCUGUAGUGUUGAUCUGUUACGAGAAACAUGGUUGUUUUAUUGAGCUCGUUGACUAAAUGCUGCUUCUCUCUCACAGACCGGUUACAUGUUUGGUAAAGGUAUCUACUUUGCUGAUAUGGUCUCCAAAAGUGCAAAUUACUGCCAUGCAAUGCCGGGUAACCCUCUUGGCUUAAUUCUUCUGGGAGAAGUGGCUCUAGGAAACAUGUAAGUCAUUCAUUAAGAAAGAGAAACCAUGAAAAUUAUUUCACAAAACUUGCUCAUUUCUAUUGUUGCUUUUCCGUGAAAUCGAUAACACAAUAAAUAUACCAAUGACCCCUAAAAACAUACACAGUUGGACUUCUUGGUUAAGUCCAUUUAAUGGAUCCCGUGGGCCCAAGGUACAUCCUAGAUUCAAAAAGCUAAUGAAAAGAACCGAUACCAGUUUCAUGAUUACCUCAGUCUACCUUGUUUUUUUAUGUUUGUUAUUUGUUAUGUAUGUGUAGAACAUGGUCACAUGACUGGCAUUGAGAUGGACCUAGGGGGGAGUAGUGAAGUACUACCCACCCUUCUAAUACUGGGCCAGGGACCCCCAGUGAUAGAGUAUUUAUUUACCUUUGAUGCUGGUAAUGUUUAGGUCUCACACUAAAAACAAACAGGCACUAAAAUUCCCUGCAAUUAUCUGGGCGAGUGAGAGGGAUCUGCCGUAUCAACACAAAUGUUAGUUUUAUUGCGAAUACUGUUUGGUCUGUUGAUUGUCAUUCUGUAUUUUAUUAGGAUGGCUUUCCUCUUGCAAGUGAUUGGCUAUGGGUAUUUGAGAUAAGUUAAAGGUCUGUUUCAAUUUCCUCAGUCUUGAAAUUUAAAUUUUUUUCUUUCUCAUUAAAGGCACGAACUGGCAAACGCUACCCAUAUUACAAAAUUACCCAAGGGAAAACACAGUGUUAAAGGUAAGUCUGUGCUAUACAGAUAUAGGUGCUUCUUUUUCCUUAAAUGUUCUUGUAGCCUGAAUUUCACACUUCGUGAAGUUGCCUCUGCUUACUGUUUAGUGAGUAUAUUCCUCAAAUGGGCCAUUAUCCUGCUUCUGGAUUCUGCAGAAGGUUUAAACCUACAGCUCUGGAAGGCAGGAGUACGGGUUACCUAUGCAUAUCUUUACAGAUUUUACAGAAAGAGGCACAGAGUUUGGUUUAAGUAAUGAUCAUUUUUGUUUCGAAUACGUUUGAGUAAUGUAUCAAUAAUCUGUUACCUACAGGUAUUGGUGGAACUGCACCAGAUCCGUCUGCUACUGUACAACUUGAUGGCGUUGAUGUUCCUUUGGGAAAAGGCGUUUUUUCGAAGACUGAUGCUAGACUGCUGUAUAACGAGUAUCCUUUCAUGGUUUGCAAUCAGUGGGCGCUCAUAUUUAUUAGAGUAACAUGAACAAGAAGAGUCUCUCUCAGUAGGGUAGAUUUUGUUUUGUUCUUUCACUCGCUAGGUAGAUUUUCUCAUUCUCUCACUCGCUAGGUAGAUUUUCCUGACAUAUGGUGGCAGUACAAUAGGGAUGUACUCUUCCCUCGGGACAAGCAUCUGAAAUAAAUAAUUAACAUAAAAAGUUCCUCCCCAUACCAGGUAUAAGAGACCAAACCAGUUCUUUUUCUUGUUCCAUCAGGAACGGACGGCAUCUGGAAUGAGAUGGUGAGGCACAUGGGUUGCUGCCGGGGGAUCCGGUCUUAUAGCCUCCCGGGUGGAGAGCUGAAUGGUCAUCAAGCAUACUGCAGAAUUAUUGAGCAGGUAUGGUAAGCCUGCUUUAUGCCGAGUGCUGUCAACGGCGAAGCAGGGAGGCGGUCUCUAGUGGCAGCAAAUCAGUGACGUUGGAGACGCAUGCGCACUGCGGUGGAACGCACACCCGGCUGGUUAUGAGUUCCCGCCCCGCUAUGCGCAUGCGCGGUCUGACCUUCCCGAAAUGGCGCCAGAUUUCAAAGGAUCUGCCUAUGUAUGCUGUGCAGAUCUUACUGUCAGCAUGGAUGGUUUAUUUGCUUAUGUAUUACAGAUAGGUCUAGUCCUUCUAAAAAAGCCAGUUCCAAAGCUAACCAUCUCUGUUGUAGUGAAUGCUCUACUUCUUUACCUGAUGGUUUUAAAAGGAAAGUCUGUAAUAUUUGCUCUUCUUUGACGCUAGAAAAAUCCAAGCAACAAGAGAUGAAAUCCUUUUUGUCUUGGUUUCAGGAUAAUCUGGCCCAGACUUUUGAGUCUUUUAAAGAACCUGCUCACACCUGUUUAGUAGCUUUUACAGGAGAAGUCUAAAAGGAAGAGUUCAGAACUAUCUAGUUCAGAACUAUUCUCGGGUGAUUGUUCUUUUUCUUAUUCAGAAUCCUCUAGCGACUCUUCUCAUACUGAGGUUGGUUUUCCUCACGAUGAAUUGAGAAAAUGUAUUAAAGAGGUUAAUGUUAUCCUUUCUGAUGAAACGGUAGACAAAUCCAAGAGUAAAGCACUUCCAGUCCAACAAAAAAAUGCUGGAUUUGAUUUUCAGAGAAUGGAAGAACCUGAGAAAAAGGCUUUUAUCUCCAGACAUUUUAAAAGUAUUGUUAAAAUGGAGGAGGAAGAUAAAUGGGAAGAAUUGCCGGUAGUUGAUGUACAAGUGGCUCAAUUGUCUAAAAAAAAAACAAAAAAAAAAACUACCAUACCUAUUGGGGAAGUUUCUGGUCUGAAAGACUAUGGAUAAGAGGGCUGAAACUUCCAGCAGAAGGGCUUAUCAGGUUGCAGGUUUUCAGGCUAAAGCAGCAUUAGCCGGGGCUUCAGUGGUGAGAGCUCAGAAUCUUUGGCUUAACACUUUGGAAGAUGGCCUGGGUGAUAACCAAGACUGUUCACAGAUGGAGGGAGACCACUACAAAUCCAUGGAUUUUGAAUCUGGUGCAAAAAGGAUACCGAAUAAAAUUCUUGAUGUUCCAAGACCAAGUUUCCUUGUCUCCUCCUACCGGUCGAAGUUAUAAAACCAAGCUCUUUUUUCUGCCACUGUCUCCCUAUUAAGAAAAGGUGUGGUAGAAAGGAUUCCAACUUCCCAAGUAUAUCAGGGUGUAUACUUCCGGUUGUUCCUAGUCCCAAAACCAGACAUGUCUUUUCGUCCAAUCUUGGAUCUAAAAAAACCUGAACAAGCUCAUUCCUUACCAACAUUUCAGAAUGGAGACUAUAGCGUCUGUCACUCAUAUCCUUCGAAAAGGAGAUUUCAUGGCAACUUUGGAUCUAAAGGAUGCCUAUCUGCAUAUUCCUAUGGAUGUGAAAUCAAGAAAAUACCUGAGGAUUGCUAUAAGGAAAGGGAAAAAUGUCCAUCAUUUCCAAUUCAGAGCCCUUCCAUUCAGGCUAGCUUCAGCACACAAGAUUUUUACAAAGGUCCUCACACCUGUCACAGCUUCUUUGGGGAUGCAAGGAAUCAUAGUAGUACCUUACUUGGACGACUGGUUAAUAAAGGCAGAUUGAAGAGGCAAUGUGGCCUAUACACUAGAAAUCCUGUAAGAAAAUGGUUGGAUUAUCAACCUAGAAAAAUCACCUGUUUCUAGGGUUUUUGAUCAAGUCAGACACUCUGUCGGUUCAUCUGACAAGAGAAAAGAGAUAAAGAUUUUAAUAAACCUUCUUCGGAUGUCAGAAUGUUCAGUGAGGAACGCCAUGCAGGUUUUAGGUUAUCUGACCUCAACAAUCCCGGCAGUAAAAUGUGCCAGAGCGGAAUCAAGGCCCUUACAGUGGGACAUUUUUGUCCAAUGGUCAAAGAAGGAAGAAGACUUGGAUGCAUUAAUGAGUAUAUCAGAUCAUACAAAAUAAAAAAUCUCUUGGUGGCUAAAGGAAAAAUUCAUUACAAUUCAUUACACCUCCUGUAUCACUUAAGAUAAGGUGUUUGGUAGAAAAAUGAAACAAAGGAAUCUUCAAAUUUCAAGGAGGUGUUAGCAGUACUCUACGCUCUUCAGCAGUUUAAGGAUUUCAUUGUAGGGAAAGCUGUAAAAAUCCAGUCGGACAAUUAGACUACAGUCUCCUACCUGAACAAACAAGGCGGUACAAGCGUAAAAAAAAAAUUGUAUUUCCUUUGCUCACGGAUUAUGUCCUGGGCUCAAAAUCAUCUAGACGACAUUUCAGCCAUUCACAUUCGUGGAAUAGACAACGUGGUAGCGGACGAUUUAAGCAGAUCAAAAUGGUCCCAGAACGAGUGGUCUCUCCAGUCCAGAAAUUUUCGCUCAGCUGGUGAAGAGAUUCGGUCUUCCUUAUAGACCUUAUGGCAAGAAGAUCAAAUGCAAAACUAAGAUAAUUUGCUUCCCUCUUCAAGGUAGACAGGCCGCUGGUAAUGGAUGGUCUUUCGAUCCGGUGGGAGUUUCCCCUUGCUUACAUUUUUCCCCAAGUAAGCCUUGUCCCAAGGAUUCUGCAAAAGGUAACAUCAGAUCAAGCUCAUAUUCUGGCCAUAAUACUGUACUGGCCUAACCGCAGCUGGUUCUCGGUUUUAAAGAAAAUUGCUUUAAAGUACUGGAUUCUCCCGGUAACACCGGAUCUUCUGGAAAAUGAGGGAAUUCCAGUAGAAGUAUUGAACAUGUUCAGGUUGACGGCUUGGCUGCUGCACGGCUAAUUCUGCAUAAUAGGGGCAUUAAAGAAGAGAGGUUUCAGUUACUGUUAAAUUCUACCAGGAGCUCUACCUCUUCUAUCUAAAAGAUUUGGACGAGAUUUCUUCACUGGUGCAUAUCCCAGGCCCUUUCUUCCUCUCCUGACUUUACAAAAUUUCUUCCGGAUAAAGUGGUUAUGUUCCCUAAGCCUUUCUUUCUUCCGAAACUCAUCUCCUCCAAGGUUAUCAACCAACCUAUUUUUCUUCUUUCCUUAAUGGUCCAUCUAUGCCAGAUUGGGAAUUUGAUCGGAGUUAACUAGAUGUUGGUAGGUCUCUGAAAAUCUACUUGGACCGCUCCUCCUCGUAUAGGAUGACUGAUCAUCUAUUCGUGAAUUUCUUUGGAAAAUUUAAAGGCCAAGUUGCCUCCAAGGCCACUUUGGCAAGAUGGCUGGUGGAUACUAUAAAGUUGGCUUAUUCUACCUAGAAUUUACCUCUGCCUGCCUCCUUGAAAGCACAUUCUACUAGAGCCAUGGCUGCCUCUUGGGCCAAAAAAGUGUGUGCCUCUCCGGAAGAUAUAUGCAAGGCGGCUACCUGGUCUUCUUUCAACACUUUCGCCAAACAUUACAGGCUACACGUAUUCUCUGCCUUUGACGCUGAUUUUGGGCACAAGGUGUUACAAGCUGUUAUUGCCUAAAUUUCCGCCCUUAGUCUGGGAUCUCGAUAUACUCUAUUGUACUGCCACCAUAUGUCAGGAAAAACUGUAAUUUUACUCACCGUUAAUUCCUUUUUCCUUAAUAUGGUGGCAGUACAUCACUCCCUCCCUUUAUGUAUAUAUUAAUUGUUUGGUGUUCUAUGGAUUCACUGAGGUGUUCAUGGUACGUACUGAGGUCCCAGGGCUGGUUUGGUCUCUCAUACCUGGUAAGGGGAGGAACGUUUUAUGUUAAUUAUUCAUUUCAGAUGCUUGUCCCAAGGGAAGAGUACAUCCCUAUUGUACUGCCACCAUAUUCAGGAAAAAGGAAUUUACGGUGAGUAAAAUUACACUUUUUCUCAUUUUCUCACUCGCUAGGUAGACUUUCUCAUUCUCUCUCACUCGCUAGGUAGACUUUCUCAUUCUCUCUCUCUCACUCGCUAGGUAGACUUUCUCAUUCUCUCUCACUCGCUAGGUAGACUUUCUCAUUCUCUCUCACUCGCUAGGUAGACUUUCUCAUUCUCUCUCACUCGCUAGGUAGACUUUCUCAUUCUCUCUCACUCGCUAGGUAGUCUUUCUCAUUCUCUCUCACUCGCUAGGUAGACUUUCUCAUUCUCUCUCACUCGCUAGGUAGACUUUCUCAUUCUCUCUCACUCGCUAGGUAGACUUUCAUUCUCUCUCACCUCGCUAGGUGUGACUUUCUCAUUCUCUCUCACGCUAGGUAGACUUUCUCAUUCUCUCUCACUUCAAGUAGGUAGACUUUCAUUCUCUCACUCUCGCUAGGUAGACUUUCUCAUUCUCUCUCUCACUGCUUAGGUAGACUUUCUCAUUCUCUCUCACCAAGUAGGUGUAGACUUUCUCAUUCUCUCUCUCACCUCGCUAGGUGACUCUUUCUCAUUCUCUCUCACUCGCUAGGUAGACUUUCAUUCCCUUCUCUCACUGCUAGGUAGACUUCUUCUAUUCUCUCUCACCGCUAGGCAGUCUUCUACUCUCUCACUCGCUAGGUAGACUUUCUCAUUCUCUCUCACUCGCUAGGUAGACUUUCUCAUUCUCUCUCACUCGCUAGGUAGACUUUCUCAUUCUCUCACUCGCUAGGUAGACUUUCUCAUUCUCUCACUCGCUAGGUAGACUUUCUCCAAAUCUCACUCGCUAGGUAGACUUUCUCAUUCUCUCAAUCAAUAGGGUAGAUGUUUUCAUUCUCUCACUCGCUAGGUAGACUUUCUCCAAAUCUCACUCGCUAGGUAGACUUUCUCCAAAUCUCACUCGCUAGGUAGACUUUCUCCAAAUCUCACUCGCUAGGUAGAUCUUUCUCCAAAUCUCACUGCUGUGUAGACUUUCUCCAAAUCUCACUCGCUAGGUAGACUUUCUCUCCCAAAUCUCACUCGCUAGGUGUGACUUUCAUUCUCUCUCUCACCGCUAGGUAGACUUUCUCAUUCUCUCUCUCUCUCACCGCUAGGGGUAGACUUUUCUGCCCUUCUCUCACUCGCUAGGUAGAUCUCUUCUGGCCUUUCUCUCACCGCUAGGUAGACUUUCAUUCUCUCACUGCUAGGUAGACUUUCUAUUCUCACUCAAGUAGACUUUUCUAGCCUUCCUACCAAGAAAUUCUCACUCUCUCUCACUCGCUAGGUAGACUUUCUCAUUCUCUCUCACUCGCUAGGUAGACUUUCUCAUUCUCUCAAUCAGUAGGGUAGAUGUUUUCAUUCACUCUCACAUUCAGUAGGUAGACUUUCUCAUUCAUUCUCUCUCUGUCUUUCUCACUCGCUAGGUAGACUUUCUCAUUCUCUCUCUGUCAAUAGGGUAGAUGUUGUCAUUAACUUUCUCAUUCAUUCUCUCUCACUUGGUAGGUAGACUUUCUCAUUCUCUCUCUCAAUCAAUAGGGUAGAUGUUCUCAUUCAGUAUGUAGACUCUCAUUCAUCCUCUCUCUGUCUCUCUCACUUGGUAGGUAGACUUUCUCAUUCUCUCUCUCAAUCAAUAGGGUAGAUGUUCUCAUUCACUCACAUUCAGUAGGUAGACUUUCUCAUUCAUCCUCUCUCUGUCUCUCUCACUCGCUAGGUAGACUUUCUCAUUCUCACUCACUCGCUAGGUAGACUUUCUCAUUCUCUCAAUCAGUAGGGUAGAUGUUCUCAUUCUCUCAAUCAGUAGGGUAGAUGUUCUCAUUCUCUCAAUCAGUAGGGUAGAUGUUCUCAUUCUCUCAAUCAGUAGGGUAGAUGUUCUCAUUCUCUCAAUCAGUAGGGUAGAUGUUCUCAUUCUCUCACUCGCUAGGUAGACUUUCGCAUUCUCUCUCACUCGCUAGGUAGACUUUCGCAUUCUCUCAAUCAAUAGGGUAGAUGUUCUCAUUCACUCACAUUCAGUAGGUAGACUUUCUCAUUCUCUCUCACUCGCUAGGUAGACUUUCGCAUUCUCUCAAUCAAUAGGGUAGAUGUUCUCAUUCACUCACAUUCAGUAGGUAGACUUUCUCAUUCAUCCUCUGUCUCUCUCACUUGGUAGGUAGACUUUCUCAUUCAUCCUCUCUCUGUCUCUCUCACUCUGUAGGUAGACUUUCUCAUUCUCUCAAUCAAUAGGGUAGAUGUUCUCAUUCUCACAUUCAGUAGGUAGACUUUCUCAUUCAUUCUCUCAUUCAGUAGUGUUCGAAUUUAGCUGUAUUGGGGUGAAACAAAUUAGCAAUGCUUUCAUUUCUGUAUAUCUCUUUUCUGUGUCUUUCUCCCACCCAUUCUCUCUCCCCCUUUUCUGAAUUUCUCCUGUCUUUCGCUCCCCUCAGGUUUUGCAUUGUAGCAUUAAAUCUGAUCCAAACCUUGUCUAAAUCUACUUCUAUGCACCUUAACCACUUCCUCUUCAGAUACAUUGUCUAUGAUGUUGCCCAAGUCCAUUUAAAAUACCUGCUGAAGCUGAAAUUCAACUACCGAGGGGGCAUGUUGUGGUGAUCACACAUUGUAUUGUGUAUACCAACCUACACUCUGAAUAUGCAUUGGAUCUGACCUAAUCAUUUGCAUUGAUGUCUCCUGCCUGGGAAACCAAUGAACUAUUGUCUGCAGAUACAAACUUUUACUUCCUCUUUUUGAAUCUGUGUCGGAGGGCUUCAAUCCAAGCCAUACCUUACUGACCCCAUAGGCAAUGCAAAGUAUAGGGUUUAUAAAGAAUGCUGUAUAAGGUUUGUGUAUUCAAAGAAUAUAUACAGUUACAUUAUAGCAGUCUAUUCCAGUUUGAGCUGUCCGAUCCCUGUUUGUUUGGAACCUAAUGUGACAAAUAGUCCUUAACUUUAAAAAGUUGACCAGUUGGCUUUUGAAAAAAAAAAAUUCUACCGUUCUGUUCGAUCCGUUCUUCCAAAUUUCUUUCAAAUGUUAAACAACCGUUUAUUUUCAGUUUAAAAAAAAAAAAAUAUAUAUAAAAAAACAAAAAAAAAAAACUUUCUUACCGGUGAUACCAUGUUACCUAUUUUGUACAGAUUUUUAUUUGUUUUUCGUUGGUGUUUUUCUUUGUUUUUGGGGUUUGUUUGUUUGUUUUUUAACCAAUGGAUUUAUUUACUUAACUGUGAAUUGUGGUGGACUGAAUAUGGCUACAUUUAUACCAGUAUGGCAUAGUUGGAAAAAAAUGUUUCCUAUUUUAGGGUUAGUGUUUACAAUUUGAUUUAGGUCAUCACAAUUCACGUAGGAUUAUUUACUAAACUGGGAAUUAUCAGCAAUUCUCAAAGUAUUGCAAAGUUAAAUCCAAAAUAUGCGAGGUGGAUGACCAAUUGACGGUAUAGUGAAUAUCCCUGAAAGGUUAGUGAAUACAAUUGAUCGGCUGUGAACAGCAUGUUGCUUUUGCUGUACUAAGAUAAAGGUUGCUCUGCAAUUGGAGAGUUAAAUGUUAGAAUACGGUGUAUAGAACAUUCUAGAAGGCAUGGUAUGUUUGCGCACCUCUUAGAUCAGAAUAAAAUAAAUGCACUCAGCCCUUUAACUGAUUCUGUGCCUUACUUUUACUGUGGAAUAUGCACAAUGUUUGCUUGACAUUUUUUAGCAUGGACAACCUCUGAAAAUUGCUGAGCAUUUAC
Messenger RNA from Pelobates cultripes (western spadefoot toad), 37117 nucleotides. Lineage: Eukaryota; Metazoa; Chordata; Amphibia; Anura; Pelobatidae. The record is from the annotation of a GenBank genome assembly.